Messenger RNA from Dracunculus medinensis (Guinea worm), 861 nucleotides. The record is from the annotation of a GenBank genome assembly. NCBI's taxonomy places the organism in Eukaryota, Metazoa, Nematoda, Chromadorea, Rhabditida, Dracunculidae.
AUGUCGACGAAGGAUGCCCGCUCGGACCCGCAAUGGGUUACUCCAUCUUCCAAUCAAGAUGUUCCUCCAGAUUACGAAACAAUAGGAACGAUAUUUGGCUAUGCACUUUUAGCUUUAUCAUGGCUGCUUAUCAUCCUUACUUUUCCAUUUUCAAUGUGUGUUUGUUUAAAGGUGAUCAAGGAAUAUGAACGAGUCGUUAUAUUUCGAAUCGGGCGGUUAGUAUUUGGUGGAGCACGAGGACCUGGAAUGAUUUUCGUCAUUCCAUGCAUUGAUACAUAUAGGAAAAUCGAUUUGAGGGUGGUAUCUUAUGCAGUGCCUCCGCAGGAAAUUCUUUCAAAAGAUUCUGUGACGGUAUCAGUGGAUGCUGUUGUAUAUUUUCGUACUUCCGAUCCAAUCGCCUCAGUUAAUAACGUGGACGACGCAAUUUAUUCAACAAAACUUCUCGCUCAGACCACUCUUCGAAAUGCACUUGGUAUGAAAACAUUAACUGAAAUGUUAACUGAAAGAGAAGCAAUUGCACAGUUAUGUGAAACAAUUCUCGAUGAAGGAACUGAACAUUGGGGAGUUAAGGUGGAACGUGUCGAAGUCAAAGAUAUUCGUCUACCACAACAAUUAACUCGUGCUAUGGCAGCUGAAGCAGAAGCUGCUCGAGAAGCUCGAGCUAAAGUUGUUGCUGCCGAAGGCGAACAAAAAGCUUCUCGAGCUUUAAAAGAAGCUGCAGAUGUGAUUCAGUCGAAUCCAGUUGCUCUUCAACUUCGUCAUCUACAAGCACUCAAUAGUAUUGCUGCUGAACAUAAUUCGACAAUCGUUUUUCCAGUACCAGUAGAAAUGUUUGGCGCUUUUAUGAAAAAAGAUAAUUGA